AUGGAUGACUACAGAAAAACUAUCAGCAUCAGAGAAGGCACAAUUACAGCAGGAUUCCCCUUCAAUGAAAACGUUGGCAAACUCAAGGACAACUUCAACAUUGCCUUUCGCCGGCUGCAGGCUCUCCUUCGGACACUACGAAGCGACGACAAAAAGCUUCAGCUCUACAACAGCACCAUUGAAGACUAUAUCAAAGAAGGAAUCAUCGAGGAAUGUACUCUACAACCAGCAGGAGUAACAUCCUUCUACCUUCCACAUCGACACCACAUUGAAGAGCAGGAUACUCCGAUUACAAAGGAACUAUCUAAGUCUCUCUACGUUGACAAUGUGUUGUUAGAAGGCAACAACCCGCAAGAGCUUAUAGAGAAAUACAUCGCUUCAAAAGAGCUCUUCUCUUCUAUCGGAAUGAACCUCCGCGACUACUUGUCAGAUUCUGCCGAAGUAAACGCACAAAUCAAGGACUUGGAUAGAGCAAAAAGCUGCGAACUCAAAGUGCUCGGAAUCAAGUGGAAAGCUGACGAUGACACCUUAAUCAUGGAAUGUGCAGACAAAGAACAAAUCAAGGUCACUAAAAGAUCUGUACUCAGCCAAAUAAACGGAUUCUGUUUCGACCCGCUUGGACUGCUUACUCCCUUGAUGAUACCGGCGAAGAUAUUCCUGCAGGAUAUACACAAGCAAAAGUUAGGAUGGGACACAAUUCUCCCAGAAGAACAAAUCCAGAGAUGGAAAGCAAUUAAGAAAGAUAUCGCCGGAUUCAAGAAAGCCAUACCACGCACAGUGCUGAACAAGACUCCCGAGGCCAAAUAUACGCUUUCUGUAUUUGUUGAUAGUUCCAAACGAGCUUACGCCUGCUGUCUUUAUACGACUACAUCAACGAAGAAUGGUACGAAGAACACAUCACUCUUUACGGCAAAAGCGAAAGUCGCGCCUAUCAAGAAGGAACAAACUAUUCCGAGACUAGAACUGCUGUCAAUAUUUCUCGGACUAACUGUAGCCGAAACAACCAUGUCAAAAUGCGGAAUAAACUUCACAGAAGUUAACCUGUUCAGCGACUCAACGAUCGCACUAUCAUGGAUAGCUAGCAACAAAAAGCUUCCACCAAUUGUAACCACACUGGUUCAGAAAAUCAGCUUCGCCGCAGAAAGGAUCAGAGAAACAGCCAAACUUAACUUCUUCCACGUCCCAACGGAAGAGAAUGCCGCGGAUUGUGCCACAAGAGGAAUUAACAAGCAAGAUUUCGCUGCUUGCAGGUGGUGGAAAGGACCAACUUGGCUCAGUUACCCCAACGAGGAAUGGCCAGCACGUCCCAUCAGUGACGUCAAAGACAUUGACGAUGACGAAUGCGAAAUGCUCAUUCAAUAUACUACAGAGGAUCCUAACAAAAGCGAAUCCGACUGGCCAAUUGAUACAAUAAGCAGCUAUCCCAGAUUGAAGAGAAUUGUGGCAUACUGUCUACGUUUCAUCCGCAAGGCAAGCAAAAAUACCCGCUUCAAGAUCGCAGAUGAAGAUCAAGUGACAAGCCGUUCGCCAAAUGCAGCUGAAGUUAUCCUUGCUGAAAAGCAAAUUGUCUUGCAAGAGCAACGGAUUUACGGCACAGCUCUCGUCUCUAAAAACAAACAGUUCAAGACUGUGUUCGACAGCGAUGGAAUUCUACGAAAGUGUGGACGCAUACAACGUGCUGAAAUCCAGUCAGAGAUAGCUAAUCCCAUGUAUAUACCUAAACAAAGUAACUCUCAUCACAAAAGGAAGAAAACAGCUCUUCUGGAAACCGAGAAGAUAACGAAAAAGUUCUGGAGUGUUUGGAAACACGACUACCUCCUUGAACUUCGCGACCGUCACCAUGUUUUCAAGAAUGGAAGAACCACAAAUCGCAAACCAGAAGUUGGAGACGUCGUACUGCUUGACGAAGACUCACAAUUGAACAGAGGACACUGGCCCAUGGCUGUUAUAACACAACUCGUACCAAGCAAAGAUGGAGAAAUCAGAAGCGCAAUUCUAAGAACCACAUCUGGAAGAGAGAUUCAAAGACCUCUCAAUCGCAUGGUUCCCCUAGAAAUUCGUUCAACGAUAGAAAACGAAUAUGAGAGACAGGAUCCAACGCCACAAAAAGGAGGAAUAGUGGCCAAGGUUAGAAAAGCGCUCAGAAAGAAACCUACAACUGCACCUGAACCUCGCAAGCAACCACAGAGAGCUGCGAAAAAGCCUGUAGACUACGCAUCUUCUAAUUCCUCCACCAUAAAGAGAAGCGUUUCACAAAUCAGCAAGUCAGUGAUGAUAACAAUAUGCCUGACAGCUCUUCUUUUCAUUGAUACGGCAUCCGCAAAUGUGCUAUCCUGCUCUGAACAUGGAGUGAAAGUCAACACGACUUCGGAAUCACAAUCACAACUAUGUCUCAACUACAAGGAUUGUCUAAAAAUUUCGACGAAGAAAGGAAUAAACGAAAUAGCACUCCCGACAAAGUACCGCACAACAGAACCUCGAGUUCAAUGGCGCACAAUGAUCGGAGCAACACAGUACUCCGACACCAUUAUUUGCCCACCAAGAGACAUUUGCGACAUGGUCAAAUGCAUAGUUUGUGCAGACUUGCUUCGGAAUCCACAUUGCGCCCCCAACACGGCGAUAGCAAUCACAGCAGUUUGCGCAUACCUUAUGAUGCUGCUUAUCUGGCUCAUUUGCUGCACUGGACUUCGAGGAAAACAGCUUCUGUGCCGAACUAACGAGAACGACAUGCGAACGGAAAAUCACGUUGCUUCAGCGAAUGAUCGACUUUCCGAGCUGCUAGGGAGGGAAUCCCGAUCCCUACCAAUCCAAUCGAAGAUGGUCACGUUUGUGGCUUUUGCGACAUGUCUCAUCACAGGAGUCACUUCAUGCCAAUACACUCACACACUCACGUCAAGGAACACCGUCUGCACAAAGAUCAACAACACACUCAGCUGCCGCUACACUAUCGAAAACAGAAUAACUCUGAGUGAGCACCGACCACAAGCCUGCUUCAGGAUUCAACAUGAUAACAAGACAGUUGGCAGCAUGGAGAUACAACUUCAACAUGUCGUACUCCAGUGCAAUCCCGUAGUCUUAUUCUACACCAGAGAUGCCGAGAUAGUGACCGAGUCAGCAAAACGAUGCCAUUUCUCUGGAUCAUGCUCAUCUAACACAUGUGCUCACACAAGCCAACGAUCCUACAUACCUGAACUUCACAACACCUACGAAUUUCCUGGAUACUCAAGGUGCACCUCGUCAUGUGGAAGCAUCGGAUGUGGUUGCCUUCUACCUCUACCUGGAUGUCUCUUCUCCCGCUCAUAUGGAAAACCGCAAAGUGCAACAAUUUACCAAGUGUUCCACUGCCCAACUUGGGAAGAAUCAGCAAUCAUCAAAUACACUUACACAAGUGUGACUGGACGAAGAGAAACGAACACUGCAACAAUUACGGCGCAGACCACUCAUACUCAAAAGGACGCUAACCUAACAUUGGAGUUCGUGACAACGCCGGCAAUUCCGCUGCUGAGCUCUGUGUUUUUACAAGCAGUCAACACCACCAAAGCGGAGACUGCCUUGGUCGACAAAGACGACGUAUUUGCUCUCAGAUGUCCAACGAUGGAAAGCUCGAAAAACCUCUCCCUUUGCCAUAUAGAAGACACUUGCAAGUGCUACCCGACGGAUGACCAAGCUAACUGUAUCUGCAAGAACACGAACAUAUCGGAUCUGACGACAUCGAUGGAUAGCAGACUGCCACUCUCUUCCUCAUUCUUACAUCUACAAGAAGCCCAUGGAAGAGUACUUGGAGUCAGCCACAAAUCCAUAGUCGACGUCACUAUCAGCACGACUGCGGAAUGGAAUACAGCGAGUGUUGUCAACAAUGAAGAUUGCGACAUCACAGCCUCACCGAUUCAAGGAUGCUACAACUGCGUGACCGGCGCACGACUUACCUUCUCUUGUCAUUCACCGCACCCGACAAUGGUGGAGAUAACGUGCACGCAGAACAUCUAUGCUGCUUUCUGCAAUGAAAACACAGUGCAAACAGUUGCUCUACUUCAAUCGACCGUCGCUAACUAUGUCGACAGUUGUUCACUGAGAUGCGGAACGAAAAGCCACGUAUUCAACAUCUCUGGUAUCCUGACAUACCACCCAAACGAAAACGGAGUACUCUUCACGAAUGCUAGCGAGGAAGCUUCAUACGUCAACGUCUACAACUAUCCCGACAUUGGACACAUCAUCAGCAUCGCCCUCUCGUCAUGGAAGAUGCUCGUCGUGGCUACCAUCGCAAUCAUAGCCGCGUUAGCCUUCACCAUUUUUUGUGUCCCAAAAAUCAUAAAAUUGUCAUUAAUGUGCGUGUAA
Molecule: messenger RNA, 4335 nt
Organism: Cylicocyclus nassatus
Lineage: Eukaryota; Metazoa; Nematoda; Chromadorea; Rhabditida; Strongylidae
Source: the annotation of a GenBank genome assembly